This is a messenger RNA of Myripristis murdjan (pinecone soldierfish), 5295 nucleotides long. RefSeq names its product E3 ubiquitin-protein ligase RNF19A. The coding region runs from base 512 to 3172 and encodes 886 amino acids. The transcript has 10 exons. Gene Ontology annotation, molecular function: zinc ion binding; ubiquitin-protein transferase activity. The record is from RefSeq and is a predicted model, not a curated record. Gene Ontology annotation, biological process: protein ubiquitination. Lineage: Eukaryota; Metazoa; Chordata; Actinopteri; Holocentriformes; Holocentridae.
UGGAACGAGAACGGCGAACAACAGAGAGAGAGUGUCGGAGGAGCUGUUGUCGUUCAAAACGGAACGGAUAGGUGGGACCGACCAGAGAGUCUCUGGCACCGACGGCCGGGGAAAACAAGUAACUCGCAAUACUUGCACCAGUGUCACGGAUUUAUCAACACCGUUUUGGUAAAGGAACGCGUUUUCUGUCGCUGCCGUCCGAAACAAGUGUCACUGCAACAGACGGCUCUGUUGCAUGUCUGUUUUGCAGUAAGCGAGUCCCUACCCCUCCGCCAAGAUCCGGCUGUUAGAUGUGACCACGAGGCUGAUCAGGAGAAGCCACCAUGUCUUAAACACCGACGGGCCCUCCGGAGCCCUGCCCCCCCACCCUGGACCUCCCUCCCCUUCCCCUGUCCACCACCUCACCCCUUCCCCCAGCCCCAUCCCACUUCCAGACCUCCCCACCAAUGUGAGGGACAGGCUCCCCAGCCCUGGCUCCCCGCUGGCUCCCCCCUCCCCUGCCUCCGGAGACAUGAGCCUGCAGAAGCACCAACGGUUGGGUGGUGGUAGUGGUGGUGGGGUGAUGGGUUCUGACCGUGACCUGCAGUCCACUGCUUCCUCCAUCUCUUUGCCAUCGGUCAAGAAGGGCCCCAAGAAGAGGCGCCUCUCCCUGGCCUCUCUUUUCCGACGGCGAGGUCGGGAGUCCAAAUCCGGGCGACAUCGUUCCCGAGAGCUUCAGCAUUCCGGGGCGGGAGGACUGGGAGGCGUUGAUGGCAUCGCCAGCAUCGAGAGCAUCCACUCUGAGAUGUGUAAUGAUAAGAACUCUGCCUUCUUCUCUGUGGCUGGUGCUGCCUCUGCUGCUGCUGCCUCCACCUCAUCUGCCUCAGGGCCUUCCUCCUCUACCUCCUCCUCCACCUCCAAGGUGGGCAGUGGAGGUGGGGCGGGGGCAGAGCUGCUGGAGUGCCCGCUGUGCCUUCUGCGUCACUCCAGGGAGAGCUUCCCUGACAUCAUGACCUGCCACCACCGUUCCUGCGCCGAUUGUCUACGCCAGUACCUGCGCAUUGAGAUCUCAGAGUCACGUGUCAACAUCAGCUGCCCUGAAUGCUCAGAGCGCUUCAAUCCGCAUGACAUCCGCAUGAUCCUUGGUGAUCGAGCUCUAAUGGAGAAGUAUGAGGAGUUCAUGUUGAGGAGGUGGCUGGUGGCCGAUCCUGACUGCCGCUGGUGUCCUGCACCGGACUGUGGGUACGCAGUGAUCGCCUUUGGGUGUGCCAGCUGUCCUAAGAUCACAUGUGGCCGGGAGGGCUGCGGCACAGAGUUCUGCUAUCACUGUAAGCAGCUGUGGCAUCCAAACCAGACCUGUGAUGCAGCACGACAGCAGAGAGCCCAGAGCCUCCGGCUUAGGACUGUCCGCUCCUCCUCUCUCAGCUACAGCCAGGAAAGCGGAGCUGCAGCUGACGACAUCAAGCCAUGUCCACGCUGUGCCGCUUAUAUCAUCAAGAUGAAUGAUGGCAGCUGUAACCACAUGACCUGCGCUGUCUGCGGCUGUGAGUUCUGCUGGCUCUGCAUGAAAGAAAUCUCAGACCUGCACUACCUGAGUCCAUCAGGCUGUACUUUCUGGGGGAAGAAGCCAUGGAGCAGGAAGAAGAAGAUCCUGUGGCAACUGGGAACACUGGUGGGCGCCCCUGUUGGCAUUGCGCUUAUUGCUGGCAUAGCCAUUCCUGCCAUGAUUAUUGGCAUACCAGUGUACGUAGGAAGAAAGAUCCAUAACCGCUAUGAAGGCAAAGACAUCUCCAACCACAAGAGGAACCUGGUGAUCGCUGGUGGAGUGACUCUCUCGGUCAUCGUGUCUCCGGUGGUGGCAGCAGUCACUGUCGGCAUUGGCGUUCCCAUCAUGCUGGCCUACGUGUAUGGCGUGGUGCCCAUCUCGUUGUGCCGUAGUGGGGGCUGUGGCGUCUCCGCUGGGAAUGGCAAAGGGGUUCGCAUCGAGUUUGACGAUGAAAAUGACAUGAACAUUGGCAGCGGGGCGGCUGCAACCGACACUACGUCAGUGGCAGACACCAGGAACAACCCCAGUAUUGGUGAGGGCAGCGUGGGGGGGCUGACAGGCAGCCUGAGUGCCAGCGGCAGCCACAUGGACCGCCUCGGAGCCAUCAGGGACAACCUGAGUGAGACCGCCUCCACCAUGGCCCUGGCUGGAGCCAGCAUCACUGGCAGCCUCUCUGGCAGCGCCAUGGUCAACUACCUUAACAGGCUGGAGGUGCAGGCAGAUGUGCAGAAGGAGCGCUGCAGCCUGAGUGGUGAGUCUGGCACGGUCAGUCUAGGGACAAUCAGCGACAACGCUAGCACCAAAGCAAUGGCUGGAUCCAUUCUUAACGCCUACAUGCCCCUUGACAGAGAUGGGAACAGCAUGGAAGUGCAAGUGGACAUCGAGUCCAAACCUGGCAAGCUGCGGCACCACAGCGGCAGCAGCAGCAUGGAUGACGGUGGCCAUGCUGGCCGCUGUGGCUGGACCUGCUCCUCCACCGGCUGCACCUUGUCGGAGGGCAAAGGAGCCUCUGCCAAGUGGGCCAAAGAGCCCUCCUGCUCCUCCUCCUCUGGCUCAGUGGGCAAGAAGAGCAAAGGCAAGCUGCGCAAGAAAGGCGGAGGCGGCACCAAGAUCAACGAGACACGGGAGGAUAUGGACGCUCAGCUGCUGGAGCAGCGAAGCACCAACUCCUCGGAGUUUGAUUCUCCUUCUCUGAGCGGCAGCCUGCCAUCGGUGGCUGAUUCCCACUCCAGCCACUUCUCUGAGUUCAGCUGCUCUGACUUGGAGAGCAUGAAGACGUCUUGUAGCCACGGCUCUGGUGGAGGCGAGUACCACACACGUUUUGCCACCGUCAGCCCCCUGCCCGAGGUGGAGAACGACCGCCUGGAGACCUGCCCCGCGUCGUCCUCAGCCCAAGGGGCCGUGAUCACCCCUCACUCACCCACCUCCACCACCUCCUCCCUGGGCCACGGUGCAGAGCUCUCCCCUCUCUGCUUCAUCACGGAGGAAAAUGUCAACCUGGUGUGCCCUGCUGAGUUAGACUCUCACAGCAACACUGGAGAGCUGCUAAAAGAAGCCAACAACAAUCACCACCACCGCCACCAACCACAACAUCCAGCCCAAACCCAGCAGCAGCCCAAGAACUCCUGUAUACAGACUGAAAUCUAAUACCUUAAGUGCUGCACACAGACUCCAUGUUUUUAGUUAACCUCUUUCCUCCACUGAACUAACCACCAUAGGUUACAAGGUUUAAACUGCAUCUUCUGUUAUUCCCUUCUAAAGGGGCAUGAUAAUUGUGGGAUUAAUUUCCUUCAUUUAAAAGAGGAACCUUUGGAAAAUAAAGAUCUGUGUCCAUUGACUGUCAGGAGGUUUUUUUGGAAAUGAUGAGAGGUUUUCAAAGAGCAGCAAUCUUGUGAGACAUGAUAGGAUUGUGAAUGCUGGUGUUUCUUCCUGUGACCCUCAGACUGCUAUUCCCAUUGUUCAAACACCUUGAUAGUUCACUUGCCACUUCUGAUGUAAGGCAACCCAUUGAUUUGGUUGCUGUCGUUACAAUAUGUGUAGGUUAACAAAAUAAAACCACUGUGCCGGUUUUGCCAAUAUUUGAUUUUGGCUCUUCGAUGCGGAUGCAACACCAUGCAGGAUUUUUAACAGCUUUCCAAAAACAAUGAACUCAAACAGGGACCAGGCAAUAUGAUUCACCGUUUUCUCUUGUUUCCAAAUUGAAUUCUUAGAUGAAUAUUUUUGUUCUCCUGUAUUUAUUAGAUUUUUUUGUUUUUGGUUGGAACAUUUGAAAUGAACCUUCUAGUGUAGAAACGAGACUUGGGCUUAACUUCCUAAAUGUAUUUUAGCACUAAAAUCUCCUUUAUUGUCUGACUUGUAAUGCAACUGAGAUUCUCUUUUAGAGCCUGAGUCCCAUUUUGGAGAUGACAGCUCACUCUGCUGCAACUUGGUAACAUCUGAGUCAAGAAGUGUGGCAGAAAUCACCUGAACAACACUGAAUAUGCUUUCCUUGUCAGUGCUAAGAUGCUUUAGGAAAUCCCAGGCCUGGUGUUGUUCUGUGGACGGCUUGUAAGAGGCGCGGAGUAUCUGAGCAGAAAUGUCUGAUUCCUGGGUUGGUUGCUGCUCUCUGGUAGAGAUUAGAGAAAGGUCUCUGGAAGGCCACAGUUUAUUAAGUCGACGUUGUGCUGAAAGUCAUUUCGAUAAUAUUAAACAAUGGGUUGGUCAGUUCUGUGAAAUUGUAAAAUGUCCUGUCCCAAGGUGAUUUAUUCAGGCUGAUGGUUUCGCCUCACUGAGUAAGAGAGAACUUUGAUAUCUUUGUUAACUCAUGGUGCCUUCAAGAAGCUGUUUUUUUUUUUGUUUUUUUUUUUCAUCUUGGUUUCUCUCCACCGUGUCUUCAAGACUUAAAACAAGAGAUACAUGAUAGAUUUCAGAAUGUCUGUCUAUGUAGGACGGGGUGUUAGGGUAUCACAUACAGUACAUAACUGUGGUAGACAUGGUUAAUGAAGACUUUUCAAUUGCCUACCAAAGACAGCACUCAGGCUCUUGGUAAAUCUUACUCCUUAUACCUUUGAUGUCUGUUUUUUCACCUGUAGACACAGUAUGGUGCAUCCUUUUUACACCAUAGGGAUGAAUGAAGACAAGACCCAGGAAUAUACACACAUACAGACUGCUGUUUUGUACAUGCUUUACAAAUGCUACGCAAAUAACUGAGGCCGCUGAAUGGCCCGAGGCACCUGCACUGUUAACUGUUAUUUCUUCUAACAUUAAUGUACUGCAAUGCACAACGUUAACGGGAUACAUCCAUUUGUUUGUCAUGGGCUCCCAGCCCUGUUGAUUUGUCCUGUGAUUCCUGUUUGUGUUGCCAAUCGGUGCUGCUGAGCAGACCUGAAGUCAAGUUCUGUUUCAAAUACUCGCUUAUUUUUGAGUGUUUGCUUUGAGCCUUUGUUGAGUGCAGAGACCACUGAUCUGGCUCAGCUGAACCUCUAAGGUAAAAGCAUUGUGAAUGGUAUUUUGACCCAGGUCUGUUACUGGUUUUUAGGAUAAGGCUACAUGCUGCAGUCCUCUUCACAUUACAUACUACAUUGUUUGGUUGAUUCCCACUUCCUGGUUCUGUUUCUCUCAUUCUUCACCACAACUCCCAUUUCUUGAUCCUAAUUUGAACACUAGUGCCAGAUAUAAUUUGUAAUUUGUGCAGAAUGGCAUAAGGUAUUUGUAUAUUUGUUUGCUAAUUUGCUUUACAAUAUGCGUGUAAAUGCAUAUCUGAAAAAUUAAAAAAACAAUCUAUAUAUGAA